CAGAUUCUGUGUGUGUGUGUGUGUUGUUUUUAACAGCAUACACACACACACACACACACACACACACACACACACGCAACUCGAAAUGCCACUGAAAGGCAGCUCUUCAAAAAAUAAAAGCGGAAUCCUCUGAACACGCCCUUGUUCCCAUAAGACUUGAACGCCGCAUUAAUCACCCCUCGCACGUGGGCGUGGUCUAAUCGAAAGGGGAGGAGUUGUAUGCGUGCGUGUGUGUGUUUGUGUGCGUGUACGUAUGUAUGUGCGUGUGUAUCUGUCUGUGUGUGUGUGUAUGUGUGUGUGAGUGUGUGUGUAUCCCUGGCCGCAUGAGAUGAGCUGCCCGCAGUCUUUGCAGCCACUGUUUUCGCCUCCUCCUCUAUUGCUUCUGUCUCGCUGUCCAGUCCGGGAAUGUUGACCACCGUGGCCUGAUCCAGCGCUGCCGAGUGUCCCUUCAUCUCCAGACUGCCGCUCUCCGUUUUUGUCUCUGAGGGUCGUAGCCUGCCUCAACUGAUCUGGCUGUAAGGUUCUGCUCUGUCCAUCUUGCAUUAAAACUGAUCCAACCAGGCAAAUUGUACGAAAGAGCUGAGAAACACAAAACAUGGCUGUGGCCGGAUGUCCGGAUUAUUUCCUGCAUCAUCCAAAUUAUCAGCAGGACAAUAUAGACCGGUCCUCCAAUCACAGACAAGCUGACCUCAUUGGUCCGAGCUUCCAGCAAACAGCCAAUCGGAGUUCUCCUAACCAUCAAGAAGAUGACGUUGACCUCGAGGCCCUGGUGAAUGAUAUGAACUCUUCGCUGGAGAGCCUGUACUCCACCUGCAGUGGUCAGCAGACAGAGUCCACCCCACUACUGCACAACGGACAAACCUCUUCCUCACACCAACACCAACACCAUCACCACCAUCACCACACACAACUUAACCACCCACGGCAGGGUCAGCACUCGCACGCGCUAAGCCACGUCUCCCCGGAGCCGCCCUUCACCUCCCCCUCCUCGUCCGCGGACUCGUCCCAAACCAGCCUCAGACGGUCACAACCCAUGCACAUCCUCGCCGUCAGGAGGCUGCAGGUGGAGGAGCAGCAGCUGAGGACAUCUUCUCUCCCGGCCAUCCCCAACCCCUUCCCCGAGCUCUGCAGUCCAGCGAGCUCACCUGUCCUCAGUCCAGGGUCCCUACCUCCCGGAGAACCUUCCACUGGCAAAUAUAUUGUGAAGAUCUUCAGUGAAGACGGCAUGGGUAAAGUGGUGGAGAUCCCGGCCGACAUGACAGCCAAGGACCUGUGCCAGCUCCUGGUUUAUAAAAGCCAUUGUGUGGAUGACAACAGUUGGGCACUUGUUGAACACCACCCACUACUAGGGCUAGAGCGCUGUCUAGAAGACCAUGAGCUGGUGGUUCAGGUCCAAGCCUCUAUGAACAGUGACAGCAGAUUCCUCUUCAGGAAGAACUAUGCCAAAUAUGAAUUCUUCAGAAACCCCCUGACGUUUUUCCCGGAGCACAUGGUUGCAUGGUGCCAGGAAACCAAUCACACGAUUCCACCAUCUCAGCUCCUUCAGAACUUCCUAGCGACUAGUAGCUGUCCAGAGAUCCAGGGGUAUUUGUAUGUAAAGGAGGUGGGCAGGAAGUCAUGGAAGAAGGUUUACAUGUUCCUGCGGCGCUCAGGACUCUACUGUUCUACGAAAGGAACCUCUAAGGAGCCCAGACAUCUACAGUUACUAGCAGACCUAGAAGACAGCAACAUCUUCACUGUCAUCACAGGCAAAAAGCAGCAUGGUGCGCCCACAGACUACGGGUUCUGCAUCAAGCCUAAUAAAGGUCGAGGGGAGUUGAAGGAGUUGAGGAUGUUGUGUGCUGACGAUGAACAGGGCAGGACCUGUUGGAUGACUGCCUUCCGACUCUUUAAGUACGGGAUUGUAUUGUACCAGAAUUACAAGAUUCCUCAACAAAGAAAAACCUUAAUCUCACACUUCUCUGCCCCUGUGCGGAGUGUAUCAGAGAACUCCCUUGUGGCAAUGGAUUUCUCAGGGAGGAUAGGCAGGGUGAUUGACAACCCUGUGGAAGCUCAGAGUGCUGCCAUGGAAGAGGGACAUGCGUGGAGGAAGAGGAGUCAACGAAUGAACAUACUGGGCUCCCACAGUCCUUUGCACCACUCCUCACUCAGCUCAGUUAUCCACAUAGCUCAGCUGUGGUUCCAUGGCAGGAUAUCCAGAGAAGAAUCCCAUCGCAUCAUCCACCAGCAGGGACAAGUAGAUGGGUUGUUUCUGCUGAGAGUCAGUCAGAGUAACCCCAAGGCAUUUGUGCUCACAUUGUGCCAUCACCAGAAAAUCAAACAUUUCCAGAUACUACCGUGUGAAGAGGACGGCCAAGUCUUCUUCAGCCUUGACGACGGCGCCACCAAAUUCACCGACCUGAUUCAGCUGGUGGAGUUCUACCAGCUCAACAGAGGAGUGCUGCCUUGUAAACUCAAACACCCGUGCACCGUCGUGGCCUUAUGACAUCUUCGGAUCAUCUGACCCCAUGAACCCUCAUCACUUGACCUGACUCUGCCUAAAACAAACAAAACAAAAAGAAUCUUUCUGUCGGGUGGUUCUUUUGUUAUUGUCUUUAUAAGAAGCUGGUGAAUUGACUGAUGUUUCAUUGUCGUUGUUUUAUAUUGUCGAGUCCGCCAGAGACUGCUGACUUGUUGGAUUUCUUUUACGUUGCAUGGAUGUUUGAGGAGUCGGAUGCACAACUUCGCUCUUGAGGUUCCUCCGUCAGGAAGAGAGAGAGAGAGAGAGAGAGAAAGGACAGAAAGGAAAAAGAACACUGCCAUUUGUGUCAAUGCUGUUGCAAAAUCUUCCACAAUCUUGCUAUCCACAGUCAUCAAUAAGCUUGGACCCAAAAUCCUUCAAGGUUUAAUCUCACAGUUCAAGUGUAAACUGUAUUUCCCUUCAACUGGACAAUCAGCUGGACAAGUCGAGCUUUCGUUUGGACCACUCUGCUCUCUGAGAACUAACAGUCGUCUCGUUCACACUUUUCAUCACGCAUCCUCAAAGAAUAUACUGAAGAUGGAGAGUUGAUUGUUUUGCACUCACUGAAAUGGGAGUGGCCUUUGACGGUGCAUGACCGCUCCGCUUUUGCAUUACUUAACUGUGAGAUGGUGCCACCGCCCUCUAGUGUCAUAGGCAUGCAAGGACAUGUCCAGAUUCAACAAGGAUGAGAUUUGGAGGCGCCAGAAAGAGUGUUGCUGUUGAAUCUGUUUGAGGUUCGGAGACAACAGAAGCUUGUCAAGUCAAACUGGAGAGAAAGGCUAAGGAAAACUCUGGAACUAUUAGAACAAGGUAUUUUUUUAACAGUGGACAAUACAAAGUCCACCCUCUCAGAAUUUAAUUUGCUCAUCUCUGACAGCACACAGGGUUUCGUUUCUUAUUGAUACAUUCAUUGCAGUUAUGUAUUGUUAUCAAUAUUCUCUUUAAUAAUUUUGUUUAAAGUCCAUUGUUUUGCAUUCUGGAUACUUGCAACUCUUCAUUAUUUACCUAAGCUACAGUAGGGUCAUUCUGUACUUGUUAUUCUCUUGCACGCUCCACUUCCCGAAAGUAUUUCCCAGGCAACUUCCACAAAGGUGAAUAAGCAUGAAUCAAACUAUGGUCAUUCAGGGUAAAAUAACAAGUAAUGAUGCUAGAACAAUUGUAACCAGGUAGAUAGCAGGUGCAGCCAAAUGCAGUUUAUCCGUUUUCUUUCACUGCAGGCAAGUGCAUACAUAAAGCUUCCUGUUGCAUAAGUGGGACAAUGGAGAGCAUCUUUUUUUUUUUUUUCGUCUGAUCCUCCUCGCCACGGCACAGGGGGGAGGAUAACCACUAGCAUCUCCUUCAGGAGUUUUACCCACAUCAUCACUUUCUAUCAGAGGAAACACAAUCUGCGUUACUCUUUACCAAACAAAUCUACUUCAGCCCAGAAAUACCAGUGGAUCCUGUGGGCGACAUCUGUUCUGGUUCUUGGCCCUCUUUUCACGUAUGUUCCAGAAAUCACCUCCUGCCUGCUGGAAGUGAGCGAGAUGGUGUCUAACAUGACUGUGGCUAGGAACAUGGUUUAGUGUGCUCUGACUCCACACUGAUAGUAGACUCCGUGCAUUACAUUCGGCAUACUGCGGCCUUUUUCUGCCUGUGAACAGAACAGUGUCACAUAUACAUCUACUGCCUACUGCACGCCACCUAUUUAUGAAUUCAGACACACUGUCAACAAAAAGCUAACUGCUGCUACAGUAUGCAGUGUCACAUAUCAGACUAUUAAACAAAUCAUAGCUCCCCCUCUAAAGUGAAAAUACUCAGCGGUGUGGAGGCAAAAAAAAAACUGGAAAUGUUACGACUCAGACAUCAGACUGCAAACGUCCCACAGGGCCCCUAUUUUGUUUUAACUCAUGUUCCCUCAUUUGAGUUUACUGACUUGCCCCCCUACAUGCUGUGCUUUUGAAUGUUAAUGAGAGCAUCAGACUGAGAACAAAGGACAUACAACUCUUACUGAGUUAGUUUCAGAGCACUGGAUACGGCUACCUUUUUUGUCCCAGACAGUAUCACUAUCACCAAAAAUCAAUUGUUUUCCUAAUUGUUCCCCCCCCCCACACACACACACACACACACACACAAUCAUGGCCAAGUGGAGCUCCUCUAAUUAACCACAGUGAAAGGAAGAUUUCAGCAGGGUGUCUCUAAAUACCUUGGAUCAAAUUUCUUUGUGAACAGAUAGGGAUACUGUUUUUUGAGGCACUGAUUAUCAUGUCUGGCUGAAUGGAACGAAUUGGAUAACACAUAAAGGGCAAAGCUCAGCCUUCGCAAAUUCUGGGAAGACAUAAGUAAAUGUUCAAAAUUCUUGUUUGGGUUUUGAUAUUUAAGCUUAACCUGGUUUAUCACGUCACACAAGUCAGUCCCAGUAUAUUAUGUUCAGAAUCCCCGUCUUUGAAAUGUCUUAAGUUAAACAGCGUUUUUUUUUUUCAUGUUUUGUUUUUCUGUUUCUUCACCCGAAAUUUCAAAACUCUCACUUGAAAGUUUUUUAUCAGUCCAAGUUUUGUUGGUGGAAGCUCUGUUCAGGCCACCAGCCGGCAGAUUAUUAUUAUAAGUCUAUUUGUUUUUACCAACAUCAACAGCCAUCUUUCAUUUACCUGCAGGUUGUUUUAAGGUAUAUUGAACAUCUGAGAUGCAGAAUAGCCGCACUAUAUUGACACUUUGCGUGGUCACCAUCUAAGAUGCAAUGACUCAAUCAUUUUUUAAAGUAUUGUUGCAGCAAAAUGUAUUUAUUUAUCUGGAUGUGACUGAUUACUUGAAAAUUUUAGAUUUCUUUUUCUCAGCGCUGUUCUGUUUUCUUUUGUCAUUACCAUGAAAUGAUUGACCAGUGUGAUUUAUAUUAUUAUUAUAUUAUUAUUAUUGUAAUGAUCUAGCAUCUAUUGAGGUUUUUCUUUUCUUUUGUUUAUUUUAGUUUUGAUUUUUCAAAAAUAAUUUUGUCAUCAUCAACACUUGUUAUCAAGUGAUGUUUUAAAGCACACUGGCAUCCAUAGUGUUAACAUUGUCAUUCCAAUAGAUGACAGGUGGAAUGUUGUGAAAUUGAAAAGAACAAAAAAACUUGAGUUUCCCAAAGCAUUAGUCACUAAGAUGUUUUUCAUACCCUUUUUAAUUAUUGUUCUUUUUUUCUCCCCAAUCUAUAAAAAUAUCCUCUUUUAAGAAUUCCAACCCUUUUAUGUUGUAAAGCAUCAGGUUUUCUUUAUCAUCACUGUGGUGACCUAAACUAAAGAAAAAACAGAUAUAAAUUAAGAUAAUUAAGAUAGAUUGAAGUAAUUAUGCCACAAAUGUUUUGGGAAACUGGGUGAAGUAAUCCUCAACAUGCUCAUAAAUCACUGUUUAAAUGCCUUUCCUUGAAGAGAGAAUUGUAGAAAUUUAGAUAUAGAAAAAAAAAUCCAUUUAUAUUCAAGUUAAACCUUUUCAAUGAAAAUUGUUAAAAUUCUUAGAUUAGAUAUAAUUGAACAAAUGCAUACCAAUAUUUCCCCCCACAUAUAUGAUAAGGCAUUGUCACAAUUUCCUCUAUGUUAAUUUAUACCCUUAAAACUGCAAUGAACAGGGGACUAACCUUACCAUAACCAAACCAUACCAGAGCAGCAUUGUUAGAUAGGAUACAGCAUUGAUCUCAGAAUGAAGAAACUUUAAUAAGUAGGUAGAUUUGAUCAUUUGCAUGAAUGUGGAUCUUGAGUUUAUUGUGAAGGGAUUCUGUCAUAUCUGAUAUCUGAUAUGUUGAUAUUUGGAGGAAUCUGGAUUAUUACAGUACAUACGUUCUUUUGUAGUUGCUAAAAGUCUUUUAUUUGAAGGAAUUAAGAUCUCACUGAAAUGUUGAUGCUAGCCAUUUCUAAGUACUAAUCAAAGUCCCCUGAGAUUCAGAUUCAGUCUACACCCUUUGCUGUCAUCCUCAAAUUCAUAAUAUUACAUGUUUCUUUCUGACUGAUGUGAAUGGUAGCAGAUGUUAACAUGAGGGACAGGUCAGGUAGCAUUGUGAGGUGCAGUUAGUAUUUGCAUAAAAAGUGUCACAGGAUCUUACUUACUCUAAAUACAAAAGGUGGAAAGUGAAUUCAAUUAGUGAACACACAGACAAAUGAAUCAGGGGAUUUGGAAAUCCACAUUUUUACACUUAACAGAGAUGAAUGUAACUGGGUUGCUCAGGGUUGACUUGGAGCAUGUUAAAAACUACUGGUCCAUCAGAUCUCUAGGACUUUUAUGUACAGGAUGAUGAUGACUCGUGAAUAUUUUAGUUUCAUUAAGCUGGGAGUUAUUAACUUUUCUCCAUUAUGUGCACCACCCGUCUGCUAGUUGUGAUUACUUGAAAAUAUCCUUGCAGCGAAACUGAGUAGAUCCAGUUCUAUUUAAAGAGUACAUUUAGUUUAACAGUGUUUUUAAUAAUAUUAUUUAAGCUGUUCAUGAAAAAGCCUAAAAAUACUUGCCUGGCUACCUGAGCUGAUUUAAAGCCCCACUAAACAAUGUUACUUGGACAACAGCUGAACAAUUGAUAAAACACCCUCAAUUUCCUAAUCCAAUAUUAUAUCAUUCUGUGUCUUAUUGAAAUGCUCAAGUACACACUCAACACAUGUAAAUAAAAUAACUGACAGUGUAGCACAGUGUCAGUUUUGGUAGCCAGGUAAUGUGUAACCACAGAUGGUGCCUCUGAUGACUCCUCUUUCUCUGCAUAAACCAGACCUAACAUUUGACAAAGCUACCCUUCAGAGGGAACCAUUCACACUCAAAACGCUUGCAGUUUUACCAAGUACUCAAUGGAUCCAAUUCAACAACAGAAAACGGCACUCUGAAAGAUUCUGGUGAAAGGUGAUUGAGAAUGAAUGCUUGUGUUUUCAGCUGCAGUUUCAGUUUACUUUUUGACUUGAAAGUGAACUGGCCCCAAUCCUGCAAAGAUGGAUUGAUGAUUGAUCGAUUAUCAUCUUGGCUCUUUUGCAUUUUUCAGAACAUUGUCACAAUGCAAGCAUACCAUGGCUGUACAAAUGAGUAAAGUAAAAAUAUAUCUAUAUAUAAAAAUAUAAACUAUUAUGUAUUUCAGGGAAUGCAAAAAAGAAAACAGUAACUUAUCUCUUUUUUGUAAGAGAGAGCUCCUGUAUUCAUAAUGUGCUUUGCUUCAAUCUGUAAAUAGUUGAAUGGCUUAUAAAUCUUAAUUGUAACCUUUUCAGGUAUUUUUGUACAAAUAAGGGACUGAUAUAUUCUGUUUAUUGUAAUUAGAAUAAAACAUUAAUACAUUGAUAUAAAAACUA
Messenger RNA from Seriola aureovittata, 7761 nucleotides. It is a transcript of the gene grb10b, whose product is annotated as growth factor receptor-bound protein 10b. The record is from RefSeq and is a predicted model, not a curated record. Bases 596 to 2485 code for a protein of 629 amino acids. NCBI's taxonomy places the organism in Eukaryota, Metazoa, Chordata, Actinopteri, Carangiformes, Carangidae. Gene Ontology annotation, molecular function: insulin receptor binding. Gene Ontology annotation, biological process: negative regulation of insulin receptor signaling pathway; insulin receptor signaling pathway; negative regulation of Wnt signaling pathway. The transcript has 17 exons.